Messenger RNA from Ruditapes philippinarum (Manila clam), 671 nucleotides. Its product is annotated as GRIP and coiled-coil domain-containing protein 2-like. The record is from RefSeq and is a predicted model, not a curated record. Bases 139 to 648 code for a protein of 169 amino acids. NCBI's taxonomy places the organism in Eukaryota, Metazoa, Mollusca, Bivalvia, Venerida, Veneridae. The transcript is spliced from 7 exons.
UUCAAGGGAGGCAACUCUUAAAAGACAAAAUGUCACAUCAACGGACACGUCUAUUUCUUUGAAAAGUCUUCUUGUUAAGACAGACAAAAAGUUUGUAUGUUUAGUUAAGACGGAGAGAACUAAAGGAAGCCAGAAAAAAUGGCAGAUGCUGGGGAGAAAGGGGAAGAGGGUCAUUCCCAAGGGGGUAGUCCAGCAUCAAAGUUGGAUAACCUGGCAAGGGAAGACCUGCUCAAGUUUGUGAAAAGACAGAUGGUCAAUAUGCAGAAACUUAAGGGUAAAAAUGAAGAUUUAUCAAAGAAAAUGGUGGAGUUGGAGAAGAAAGCUGAUGGAGGAGAGGGUACUGACAUUGAGAAGAAGUUGUCUGAGGCUACAGCAGAAAAACAGGAAAUUAUGAUGAAAUAUCAAGCUGUGCAGCUUGAGUUAGAGAGGCAAAGGAAUCUUACUGAGGAUAUGGAAACUGAAAUAAGUGGACUUAAAGAGCAGAAAGCCAACAUAGAGGGUCAACUUGCUGCUACAGAAAAAAAGGAUAAGGAGUUACAUGAGCAGUUAGAAUGUAUGAAGAUGAAGGAUGAGACAAUGGCCAACACAUUCCAGGUGUUCCAGAGCGAGGCUGACCAGCUUGCUAAAGCCAAUAAAGUAUGUGCCUAAAACUAACCAAUUUUGCUAAAGCC